UAACUAGACUGGUGCAUUGGGCGAGAAUUCUGCUGGUGUCAUAGGCACGGAUCGGGAUGAGAAGGAAUCUCGCUCUCCAUGCUGAUGGAAAAGACUGCGGGACUAUGAUGCACAGGUUGCAGCUUAUCCGCAGAUCUUCAUAACAUCACCUUCCUUCAAGGAGAGGGCUAAAUAAAAACGCGUCGAUGUGUGCAUAAGAUAAGAAACCAUGGCUCGGGUACGGACUUGGAUUUUCGUUGCAUUCUUCUACCUCACUGAUCCUACAGGGGUUGCUAGAGCCGAGAUAUACAAGGAAACAUCGUGGAACGAACGGCGGAACGACAGCUCCGUUUUACAGGCGGCUACCAAACCCCAGCGAUUAAUUCACAGUGUUCAUUCAACAAACGAAAUUAAACACAACCAACUGAAUACGAGAGUCCGAAACAACAGCACAGCGGCUCAUGUUAUUCAUCUGGCACAUGCAAGCUUCCAGGUAGAUGUAUUCCAUUCAUCCUUUGUUUUGGAUCUAAACUUGAACCAUGAUUUGCUGUCGGCACAUUAUGUUGAAAAACAUUUCAAUGAGGAUGGAAAUACCACACAGAUAUCGGGUGGUGAACAUUGUUACUACCAUGGGGAAAUCAGAGGUCUUUCAAACUCAUUUGUGGCCAUGUCAACAUGCCAUGGACUGAAUGGUGUCUUUUAUGAUGGGAACUACACUUAUGUUAUUGAACAAAUGGGUGGCAAGACUGAUGAGCAUGAAGAGCAAUCUCAUAUUGUGUACAGAUCUCCUGGUCUUGAUAUCCCUCUGGGAUGUACAUCAUUUGGGUGCUUCUCUGAUGACAAUCCAUGGCAGGAAAUUCCUGACAAGGUCAAAAGGAGACGAACCAAAAGGCAGGUUCGGCGGGGCCAGCGCACUGUUCUGAGAGAAACCAAGUACAUUGAGCUGAUGGUUGUUAAUGACUAUGCAUUGUUCUCAAAUCAACGUUAUUCUGUCACCCUAACGAGCAAUUUUGCCAAAUCUGUUGUGAAUUUUGCCGAUUUUAUUUAUAAACAACAACUGAAUACACGGAUUGUGCUGGUUGCCAUGGAAACGUGGACAUCUGGAGACAAAAUUGACAACAAUGAAAAUCCACUGCUUACACUACGAGAGUUCAUGAAAUACAGGAGCAAUUCUGUCAACGUUCACAGCGAUGCAUUCCAUAUGUUUUCAGGCCGCAUAUUUCAGUCCAGUCACAGUGCAACAGCUUAUAUUGGAGGAAUCUGCUCUCCAACUAAAGGAGGAGGUAUUAACGAGUAUGGAAAAAUUAGUUCAAUGGCUCUUGCACUGACACAAAGUUUGGGCCUGAACCUUGGAAUGAUGUGGAAUACACAACGUAUAGGACCCAAUAAUUGUCGGUGCACUGACGUCUGGUUUGGUUGUAUAAUGGAGGAUACAGGGCAAUAUCCUCCACGAAAGUUUUCAAGAUGUAGCAUUACUGAAUAUCAUCUGUUUCUGCAGGCUGGAGGUGGCAUGUGUCUUUUCAAUAAACCUCUUAAGCUGGUUGACCCUCAAGAAUGUGGGAAUGGAUAUGUGGAAAAUGGAGAAGAGUGUGAUUGUGGAACCGCAGCUGAAUGUAGUAAAGUGGGUGGGAACUGCUGCAAGAAGUGUACCCUUACACACAAUGCAAUGUGUAGCAAUGGACUCUGCUGCCGAGAUUGUCAGUAUGAACCACGUGGAGCAAUUUGCAGGCAGGCCAUGAAUGACUGUGAUAUUGCAGAGACUUGCACAGGGGACUCCAGCCAGUGCCCUUGGAAUGUUCACAAACUGGAUGGCUACUCCUGUGACAAUGAUCAGGGCCGUUGUUAUGGUGGCAAAUGCCAUACCAGGGACAGGCAGUGCGAUUUCAUCUGGGGUCGUGGUUCCACAGAUCGGAUAUGUUAUGAAAAGUUAAAUGUUGAUGGAACUGAAAAGGGAAACUGUGGUAAAGAUGGACAGAACUGGCUUCAGUGCAGCAAGCAGGAUGUUCUUUGUGGUUAUCUUUUCUGUUCCAAUAUCACUCAGCCUCCAAGACGUGGAAUUCUCAAAGGGGACAUUACUAGUGUGACCUUAUACCAUCAAGACAAAUACAUGGAUUGCAGGGGUGGCCACGUUGAACUGGAUGAUGGCACUAGUCUUGCUUAUGUAGAAGAUGGUACCUCCUGUGGACCCAACAUGAUGUGUCUUGACCACAAAUGCCUACCAAUACAAGCCUUCAACCUGAGCUCUUGCCCACAGAGUGCAAAUGGAGACAUCUGUUUCAGCCAUGGGGUGUGCAGUAAUGAGGCAAAAUGUAUAUGUGUCCGUGACUGGACAGGGAAAGACUGCAGUGUUUUUGAUCCAUAUACAGAACCAUCUCCAGCAGAGGACACAGGACAGUAUAAGGGUCCUAGUGGUACCAAUAUCAUUAUAGGGUCCAUCGCAGGCGCCAUCCUGGUGGCUGCCAUUGUCCUAGGGGGUACUGGAUGGGGAUUUAAGAACAUUCGGAGAGGAAGAUCUGGAGGAGCUUAAGAAGUAUUUCAUCUAUAGAAUGUACACUCUUUGCUCCAGUAAAGCUAUUGUCUUCUGAUGUUCAAGGCAACGAACCUUUACGUUCAAAUGUCACUGUUGAUUACACCUAGGUAAUAACGGGAGAAUUCAGCUAUUCUGAAAUAAAACAAAGUGGAACUGUUACUUCAGAGAAGAACUGAAGAUAAACUUCUGAAACAUAGUGAAAUCCAAUGUCCACUUUUUAGGUUAUGGUUGCAUUCUUAUCUUAUGUACAAUUUGAGUAUAUGCUACACCCAUGGGACUAAAAUAGCAAAAGGUGAUCUGCUAUUUUGAAAGUGUGUAAUCCUACUUCAAAGUAUGCCAGUUUGGGAUUAAAAAGCACUCUGGGUCUUGCAACAAUAUUUUUAUGAUCAUGGCCAGUGCACAUGAAUAAGCAUUAUUUAAAAAGAGCUUGAGUGUGCAUCAACCAUACCAUAGGCCAAAUGUCCAAACUGACCAUCUCACCUGCCAUUAAACCCCCACACCUUCAAGUCCCUAUUCUGGUUACAUUCUCUUAUUUCCUGGUAUGUCCUGCUUUGAAUGUUAUUAGUUUGAAGAAUUCAAAGGAGCAUUGUUAGUGAGUGAGUGAGUGAUCCUUAAUUACCUGUGAAAUUUCCACUGGAAACAUGACUUCUAAUGAAACUUCCCAAAAUGGUAGAGACCAAAAUGAUUUAUUUAAACAUACUUGGAUACCAAUUUACAGCACAAGGAAAGACCACACAAAAUGGAUUUCUCAAAUCUCGGUUGAGCCACACAUCAAUGAGAAUUUAAAAAUAAAAUAAAAUGCAAAUGGUAUUUCAAUAUAAUAAGUCUUCAUAUUUUAGUAAUGGUGCACGUUUGAACCCUACACCCAGUUCAUUUACAGGGUUGCUAAAUGUGUGCAGAUACAGGUAUGCUCCAGAUAUAAUACCUGAUGUAUUAUAUAUGUGAGGAGUGUCCUUCCUAUAGCUUGAGAGCAGGACAUGCUUCAUCUCUUCUAUUUCACAAAUUUUAUGUUGGCAAUGAAAUUUAAGAAAAAUCAUGAAAAGAACCAUGCAAAAAUGUAUUCAAUGCAGAAAUUAAAUAUUUUUUUCUAGAUAUGUUUAGCCUAAGCCAAGGAAAUUAUACAUUUGUAACUACUUUCAUGCACUUCACAUACAGAAACAGGAUAGAACUUACAUUCUUCAGAUUUGGUUUUGGAGAAGUAAAAUGUAUAUAGGUCUUAAAACAUUAAAUAUAAAGAAAAUGAGAAUACACCAAAGGGCAUGGUAUAUCAUUUCCAAAAAUAGAUAAUGAUUAGAAAAUGAAGACAGCCUAUGUCUGUUUAGAAUCUAGUAUUAUCAAAUAUCAUUAUUAUAAUUAUAAAAUGAUUAUUAUUAUAACAAAUCAUUCCUGAUU
Molecule: messenger RNA, 3901 nt
Organism: Mobula hypostoma (lesser devil ray)
Lineage: Eukaryota; Metazoa; Chordata; Chondrichthyes; Myliobatiformes; Myliobatidae
Gene: adam11
Product: ADAM metallopeptidase domain 11
Exons: 27
Coding region: 209-2506 (765 amino acids)
Biological process (GO): proteolysis
Molecular function (GO): metalloendopeptidase activity
Source: RefSeq, a predicted model, not a curated record